This is a messenger RNA of Candidula unifasciata, 852 nucleotides long. The record is from the annotation of a GenBank genome assembly. Lineage: Eukaryota; Metazoa; Mollusca; Gastropoda; Stylommatophora; Geomitridae.
AUGACUGGAGUUUCAUAUUCCUGCCUACGUCGUCUUUCAGCAACUGAUAUUUCAAAAAGGUUGAUGCCACUGCUUUCUGGGGGCUUUCUCAACCACGAUGUUGACAAGUUUCCUCAAAACUGUACACGGCACCUGCACACUGUGUCUUUGGGGAAACACAGCACAGUCCAGCGCAGGGGUUUUCUGCAGAGUAAAUUGUCAGCAUUCAGAACUCAGCAUGUUCGCAGCAUGUUCAUCCAGACCCAGGAGACGCCCAAUCCAAACAGCCUGAAGUUUAUCCCUGGAGUUACGGUCCUGGAGUCUGGGACAUUUGAUUUCCCAAACCCACAAAGUGCCAGUUGUUCACCUCUGGCAAAGAUGCUUUUCCGAAUUGAUGGUGUUAAAGGUGUAUUUUUUUCAAAAGAAGCCAUUACAGUAACAAAAGUUGAUGACGAUGUGGACUGGGCUGUGCUGAAGCCAGAAAUAUUUGCUGUGAUCAUGGACUUCUUUGCCAGCGGUCUGCCUGUGUUGACCAAUGACAAACCUUUAGAAGACACAACUAUUCAUGAAGAUGAUGAUGAAACUGUAGCACUAAUCAAGGAGCUACUAGACACCAGAAUCAGGCCAACAGUUCAAGAAGAUGGUGGAGAUAUUGUCUAUAUGGGCUUUGAGAAAGGUAUUGUGAAGCUGAAGAUGCAAGGUUCAUGCAGUAGUUGUCCCAGCUCUAUUGUGACACUGAAGAAUGGAGUUCAGAAUAUGUUGCAAUUCUAUAUCCCAGAAGUUAAGGCUGUUGAACAGGUCAUUGACGAAGUUGAGGCUAUUUCGAAUGAAGAAUUUAGGAAACUAGAAGAUAAAAUCACUGAAAAAUCAUGA